CAGAUUCCCAGCCCCACGCCCGCCUAGCUGCCUGCCCAGCCACGCACCGCACCACCCAGCGCUGCCCUGAGGUCCCAGCACCAUGAGGGCCUGGAUCUUGCUCAUUGUCUGCCUGGCUGGAAGGGCCCUGGCUGCCCCGCAAGAGGCGCUGCCUGAUGAGACAGAAGUGGUGUUGGAAGAUACAGGACCUGCUGAGGUGGCUGAGAUGCCCGUGGGAGCCAACCCCGUGCAGGUGGAGGUGGGCGAGUUUGAAGAGGACGGCGCAGACGAGGCCCCAGAGGAGCUGGUGACCGAGAACCCCUGCCAGAACCACCACUGCAAGCACGGCAAGGUGUGUGAGCUGGAUGAGAGCAACACCCCCAUGUGCGUGUGCCAGGACCCCACCAGCUGCCCUGCGCCCGUCGGCGAGUUUGAGAAGGUCUGCAGCAAUGACAACAAGACCUUCGACUCCUCUUGCCACUUCUUCGCCACCAAGUGCACACUGGAGGGCACCAAGAAGGGCCACAAGCUGCACCUGGACUACAUUGGGCCCUGCAAAUAUAUCCCUCCAUGCCUGGACUCGGAGCUGGGCGAGUUCCCCCUGCGCAUGCGAGACUGGCUGAAGAACGUUCUAGUGACCCUGUACGAGCGCGACGAGGGCAACAACCUCCUGACGGAGAAGCAGAAGCUGCGGGUGAAGAAGAUCCAUGAGGACGAGAAGCGCCUGGGGGCCGGAGAGCACCCCGUGGAGCUGUUGCUGCGGGACUUCGAGAAGAAUUACAACAUGUACGUCUUCCCCGUGCACUGGCAGUUCGGACAGCUGGACCAGCAGCCCGUGGACGGGUACCUGUCCCACACCGAGCUGGCACCCCUGCGUGCCCCCCUCAUCCCCAUGGAGCACUGCACCACGCGCUUCUUUGAGACAUGCGACCUGGAUGGUGAUAAAUACAUCGCCCUGGACGAGUGGGCCAGCUGCUUCGGCAUCCGGGCGGAGGACAUCAACAAGGACCUGGUGAUCUGAGGCGGUGCCGCCCGGACCCCCUCGCCCCGUGCCCAACAGAUGCUUGGAUGGCGUCCAGCUGCCUGAGAAGGUGCUAAUCUAGGUCGAUCUCACAAGACCAUCCUUGGUGCUAACCCUGGAUCCCAAACGCUCCCCACCUGGGUUGCUCACCCCACGCCCCCUCUUUGCUCACGCUCAGCCCCACCCCGCACCAUGGCCUCGGGGACACGGAGCCUACCACCAAUUAAUGCGCACAGG
Suncus etruscus (white-toothed pygmy shrew) is the source of this 1237-nucleotide messenger RNA. RefSeq names its product secreted protein acidic and cysteine rich (gene SPARC). The transcript has 10 exons. Gene Ontology annotation, biological process: anatomical structure development. The coding region runs from base 83 to 1000 and encodes 305 amino acids. The record is from RefSeq and is a predicted model, not a curated record. Gene Ontology annotation, molecular function: collagen binding; extracellular matrix binding; protein binding. Lineage: Eukaryota; Metazoa; Chordata; Mammalia; Eulipotyphla; Soricidae.